Messenger RNA from Tuber aestivum (summer truffle), 246 nucleotides. The record is from the annotation of a GenBank genome assembly. Lineage: Eukaryota; Fungi; Ascomycota; Pezizomycetes; Pezizales; Tuberaceae.
AUGAAUCGGCGUGCACUGGAGGGUCGCGAGAAGACUCUUGGACCAGACCACCCCAACACCCUAACAAGUGUCAGUAACCUGGCUAGUGUGCUGGAAUCCCAAGGAAAGUACACUCAAUCGGAGGCGAUGAAUCGGCGUGCACUGGAGGGUCACGAGAAGACUCUUGGACCAGACAACCCCGACACCCUAACAAGUAUCAGUUUCCUGGCUGCUGUGCUAGGAGACCAAGGCAAGUACGAUGAAUCA